Molecule: messenger RNA, 2580 nt
Organism: Meleagris gallopavo (turkey)
Lineage: Eukaryota; Metazoa; Chordata; Aves; Galliformes; Phasianidae
Gene: SLC27A1
Product: solute carrier family 27 member 1
Biological process (GO): long-chain fatty acid import into cell; medium-chain fatty acid transport; long-chain fatty acid metabolic process
Cellular component (GO): mitochondrial inner membrane; endoplasmic reticulum membrane; plasma membrane
Molecular function (GO): oleoyl-CoA ligase activity; long-chain fatty acid transmembrane transporter activity
Source: RefSeq, a predicted model, not a curated record
AGCCGCCGCACUGUCCCGCCCACCGGAGGGCAGCCCACGCUUCCCCGCAGCGCCGCACGGAGCUCCGCGGUCGGAUCCGCUGCGGGCGGCGGAGCGGUGCGGAGCAUGCAGCCGGUGGGGGUUUGCACCGCGGCGCUGGGAUCGUUGGGGCUGAUGAGGUUCUUCGGGGUUCCGUGGGUUUGGAGCCUGGCGGCAGCGUUGGGCAUCGGCCUGGGAAGCGGAGGGUGGAGGCUGCUGAGGGUGAUCUGCAAAACGGCGCUGCGGGAUCUCUUUGGCCUCUCGGUGCUGUUACGAGUCAAGUACAAGUUACGAUGGCACCAAAAAAACAACAACACCAUUCCCAAGAUGUUCCAGGACGUCGUCCGCCGGCACCCCGACAAAGUGGCCCUGAUUUACGAGGCCACGGGUGAGAAGUGGACCUUCCAGUGGCUGGACGAAUAUUCCAACGCCGUGGCCAACUUCUUCUACCAGCAAGGCUUCCGCCUCGGGGACGUCAUUGCCAUCUUCAUGGAGAGCCGCCCCGAGUUCGUCGGCCUCUGGUUGGGGAUGGCCAAAGUCGGCAUCGAAGCGGCCCUCAUUAAUUUCAAUCUGCGCUUGGAUUCUCUGGUUUAUUGCAUAACGACGUCAGGAGCCAAAGCGGUGAUUUUUGGAGGAGAGCUGUCCUCGGCAAUAACCGAAGUGAAUGGGAUGCUGGGGAAGAACAUGGCCAAGUUCUGCUCCGGUGACUACAACCCAGAAGUUGUUCCUGCAGAGACCAGGCACCUGGAUCCUCUUCUGAGCACUUCAUCGAAGUCACCACCAACUCAGAUUCCAGCCAAAGGCUUGGAUGAUCGGCUCUUUUACAUCUACACUUCAGGUACAACGGGAAUGCCCAAAGCUGCCAUUGUGGUGCACAGCAGGUAUUACCGCAUCGCUGCCUUUGGGUACUAUGCCUACAGGAUGCACCCAAAGGACAUCCUCUACAACUGCCUUCCGCUCUACCACUCCGCAGGUAACAUCAUGGGGGUCGGCCAAUGCCUCAUCCACGGCCUCACCGUGGUCAUCAGGAAGAAGUUCUCCGCCAGUCGCUUCUGGGAUGACUGUGCCAAGUACAGAUGCACGAUUAUUCAGUAUAUCGGGGAAAUCUGCAGGUACCUUCUGAACCAGCCGGUCCGAGAGUCGGAGACGCAGCACUGCGUGCGGCUGGCGGUGGGCAAUGGGUUGAGACCCACCAUCUGGGAGGACUUCACCAAGCGCUUCCGCAUCAAGCAGAUCGGAGAGUUCUACGGAGCCACGGAGUGCAACUGCAGCAUUGCCAACUUGGAUGGGAAGGUCGGUGCCUGCGGCUUCAACAGUCGGAUCUUGCCCAACGUUUAUCCCAUUCGUUUGGUGAAGGUGAAUGAGGACACGAUGGAGCUGAUCCGUGAUUCCAGGGGGCUGUGUGUCCCGUGUCGCCCAGGAGAGCCAGGAUUACUCGUAGGUCAGAUAAAUCAACAGGAUCCCCUGCGUCGCUUCGACGGCUACGUCAAUGAGAGUGCCACCCACAAGAAGAUUGCUUACAAUGUGCUCCAGAAGGGGGACCAGGCCUACCUGUCAGGAGAUGUGUUGGUGAUGGAUGAGCUCGGAUACAUGUACUUCAGAGAUCGCAGCGGAGACACUUUCCGAUGGCGAGGAGAAAACGUCUCUACUACAGAAGUGGAAGGGAUGUUGAGUCACAUCCUCAACCAGACAGACGUCGCGGUGUACGGAGUGGAAGUGCCAGGGGUGGAAGGAAAAGCUGGGAUGGCAGCAAUCGCAGAUCCUAAAACGAAAGUGAACCCCAACAUUCUGUACCAGGAGCUCCAGAAAGUUCUGCCUUCCUACGCCCGGCCCAUCUUCCUCCGUCUUUCACCCCAGGUUGACACCACAGGCACUUUUAAGAUCCAGAAGACCCGCCUGCAGAGGGAAGGCUUUGACCCCCACCAGACAUCGGACCGGCUGUAUUUCCUGGAUGUAAAGCUGGGGAAAUACGUUCCGUUGGAUGAAUGCCUUUACGCCAGGAUUUGCUCGGGGAAAGUCGCCUUAUGAUCUUACCUGGAUCGAACCUUGUGAGGAAAACAACGAUUAACUGAAAAGAUGAGGCUUGUGGGAAGCUGAUACGCAACGUGAGACCCUCCGACAGCGAAAGCACCAGCAGGGAAACCUCUCUUGGGGUGUUGCCCUCACCUAAAGCACAUUAACCCAGCGAGCGCUGACCCAUUAACCCGCUGCCACACUGACAGAGAGGAUUUUUUGUGACUGCUCCCCACUGCUGUGCUGUCAGUGGGAGAGGUUUUGUGGUGAUAUUUAUGGACGUGCCCCACACGGGUUUGUUUGUGCUCCGUCUGUGGACUGUACUUAACGAGUUAGGCUUUUAACAGAGCAGUCUUUAAUUGCGUUAGGUCAUGUUUUACCUUAACGACGCCUGGAAAUCUCACACGUGCCAAGCCCUUAGGGCUGGGAGUUACGGACAUGAGGGGUUGAGGCCUCUGAGCUCGGAGCAGGCUUUGGGGUGCAGGGAGGUGGAUGGAGAGCAGCCGUGCUGUGAGCGAAGCCUGAGGAAAUGUUAAUGAGUGCUGCUGA